ACUCACAUAUUAGUAUUUGCUUACGUACAUUGAAUCUUGAAAGCACUAAUGUGCAGCAAAAAACUUUAAAAGAAAAAAAAAUUUUGUUGGCCAAAAAGCCUGAUGGUCGGUUUGCUUCAGCAGAUCUUGCUAGUUUUUAACAGCCCCAUCUUUCCUUUUCCUUCCUUGUGUAAAAAAGGACAUUGAAAAUUAGUUGAGAAUUUGAAAGAAGAAAUGGAAGAACAAUCAGAAAUGGUAGGAAGAGCAUUUGUGGAUCACUACUACAAUCUCUUUGACAAUGAUCGAUCGUCGAUUGGUACUCUGUAUCAACCAAGUUCAAUGCUCUCAUUUGAGGGCCAAAAGUUGCAGGGAAGUGAAGAUAUAUCUGCUAAGCUUAAUGCAUUGCCCUUUGGACAAUGCAGGCAUGCGAUUAGCACCAUUGAUUCUCAACCUUCGUCCUUUUCCGGAGGGAUCAUAGUCUUUGUCAGUGGUAGCAUUCAACUUCUUGGAGAGGACUAUCCCCUGAGGUUCAGCCAGAUGUUUCACUUGAUCCCAACUAUGGAAGGAAGUUUCUUUGUGCAGAAUGACAUAUUUCGCCUCAACUAUGGCUAGUUCAGCGUUUGUAUGGAUAAAAUGUUAAUCAAGAUAAAAGAAAACCAGUGUUAAUGUGAAGGAAAUGUUGAAGAGAGAAAAUCGUUUGCUGUCAUUUGAAUUGAUGUGGUGCUUCCUUAACAAUGGAAUUGGAGCAUCACAUUGUUGAUUUGCUUAUCGCUUUUGUAAUAUCAGAUGUCAUUUAUUCUAUUUGCAACCACUUCAAGUUUGUCUUUUACCUUCAUAUUCUGGGCAAAAUUAAAGCAUGGAGUCAUUUCCUACAAGACUACUAUAAUUUGAUUGACCCUUUUUUUUAAAAAGAAAGAAAAAGUAGUGGAUCACAGAUGCAUAUAUUGGAUAAAGAAUUUGCAGUUGAGUAUCAA
This is a messenger RNA of Nicotiana tabacum (common tobacco), 953 nucleotides long. RefSeq names its product nuclear transport factor 2B-like. Gene Ontology annotation, biological process: nucleocytoplasmic transport. The record is from RefSeq and is a predicted model, not a curated record. NCBI's taxonomy places the organism in Eukaryota, Viridiplantae, Streptophyta, Magnoliopsida, Solanales, Solanaceae.